This is a messenger RNA of Cydia pomonella (codling moth), 4244 nucleotides long. RefSeq lists its product as uncharacterized. Lineage: Eukaryota; Metazoa; Arthropoda; Insecta; Lepidoptera; Tortricidae. The record is from RefSeq and is a predicted model, not a curated record. The coding region runs from base 3514 to 4164 and encodes 216 amino acids. The transcript is spliced from 3 exons.
AUGUUGAGGAACGUACAGCGACCUACUUGAGCUGUCAAAUUCUAAGCAUGAGCUUUUCUGAGUUUUAUACCUCUAAGUACAAAUACAAUUAAUAAGUUUUUGAUAAGAAUAUUUGCUGAAUUAAUUCAGUUCUGUGGAUAGAAUGGGAAGUGCUCGUUUUAUUAUCAUUUCACUGUGUUUUGAUAUAAGUAAGGUUUUGUGAGAAAAGAGCGGUCAAUAAAUUAAAAACAAGUAUGGAGAUUGGACCAAUAAUUACUGAAUUUUUUUAUUACAUCAAUAUUACACUCGGAGAUGUAUCUCUUAAUUUUUUUUACCUCUUUUACCUUGAUCUUACUUAUUUUAAGACAAAAACAUAUACACACGCGAAGUGCAAAUUAUUUCGACCGCAAAUUUCCCCGCUGAACUAGACCGCACUAUUUGAUGCCAUAAUACCUACGUCUUAUAAUAGCUGAAUUAUCAAAUGUUUCACAACCCAGUUACCGCAUAUUGUACGCGGUAGAGCGCCAUCUAGUUGAGCAGUCAAAUUUUCGUCCACAAUAUACUACUUAAUAACUUGACUAAACCGAUUUUAGGACAGUUGCAAAAUUAAAGACGUUCUCUACCCCGCAGUAGCGGCUAAGGAAGUAAAUGAAAGUUAUUUUCGUAACGAAUAAGCUUUAAGUCCGAGUCCGAGGCAGGAUUCGGUAUCGUUGUCCCACUCGCGCGCGGCGUCUGCCGUCCUUGUCGCACCUAUAUCGCGGGACAAGUACGUAUGUCAAUCCUAAAUCAUGAAAAGAUCUCAAUAGUUGCAUGUUAAAAAGCAUAGACAAUUAUUUGGUUUAUAAAUGCCAAAACGCCCGUGAUAAUAAAUUUCCCAAGACCAUCCCACGCGCUUGUUUAAUAAAUAAUGUCUAUGAUUAAUUAUUGUCUAUAGCAAAAAUCAGAGACUAUAGACAGGACUCAGAUUUUUGCUAAAAUUCUUUCAUUUACCAUAAAGAAUAAUCAGAACCUUAUUUCGGAUGUUUUCAAUGUCCUUGAAACUUAUGUAUAUUUAAUAAAAUUUCCAAUCGCAAAAACUGUUUUCGGGACGUCGCCGCGCGCGCCACCUGCCCCACGGCAGACAUUUAAUUUUCCAGAGAUGUGAUAAUAGAGUAACUAUAAUACAGUUGUAUGUCUGGCGAGGUUUGUACUGUGCUUCGCUUAUAGCGGCGUUGCCAGCUCGCAAGGCGCCGCUGGACUCCUGGUGGAACUUUUUAAAUUAUGGACUUUGUGGAUAAAGGCGUUUAUACACUUAAACUGUGUAAGCGCUGCGUAACUAAAGUGCGGCCAUGGAGUAGGAAGAAUUUUAUCACUGAUUUUUUUAUAUUAUCAUGUGUAUAGUAUAUAACAAUAAUUUUCAGCGUAGUUUUAGGAAUAAUAAAAUCACGUACUAUAUGUUUAUCUUUAAUUUGUGAUUGACGAAUUGUUUUUAUACAUUUGAUUUUAUCAUAAUGGUAAUAUUGAAGCAUUAUACUAUUGGACGAAAAGUUGGAACAAUCGACUUUAUAUUAUUUAUGUUAAGGUAAAAAAUUUACUGAAUGAAAAAUUCAUGGCAAUCGAAAAAUUUAAUUAUGUUAGGUACUUGUACAUGGGCUUGUUUUUUUCUCGUCAUACUAUGAUUUAUUUAUUAAUUAAUUCUUAAGGAAUGUAUUAGAUUUCUAGUUGGUGGCAAUAAACUUUUCUUUAAUCGCUUUAAACGACCAAUGACAUCAUACGAAAUACUUCCUAUUCAAUGGCGUCACUUUACGUAAAAUAUACAUAUAAUUAUGCACAAUAACAUCAUUAGAUCCACGCUUAGUGUUUGUCUUUUAGCAAUGUCGGUAUGUUUUCCCUUGUCGCUCGUAUUAUUGCGCGAAAGCGACAAGAGAGAAAACUUCAUAUUCUGUUAGUUUUUCUUGUAUUAAAGUAAAAUUGUAAAUAUUUAACUACUAGGAGUCCAGCGGCGGUUUCCUCACGCAUCCACAUCGCUAGCAGCGGCGCGCCGCCGUCUAUCGCAACUAUUAUUAGAUCAAAUGUUUCCAUGGGCGUCGCCGGGGGCAGAGAGCAUAAGUUUAGUGCCCCCGCCCCCUAGAUAAUACAAUUUCUAACUAAAUGUAUGCCCGCCCUCCCCUUGGCCAUCGGCCAUAUGAACUGCCCUCCUAGCCAGCUGGCGACGCCCUUGAAUAUUUAUUUGGCUAUUCACCAAAACUGAACUAGAACUUGGUAAUUGUAGCUCUAAAGGUGCAGUCAGAUCUGGCGAAUCAGCCAUUCGCGAAUAAUUUGCGAAAGGAUCGCUAACUGCUCGUGUGUAUUUCGCGAACGGUGUAUUCGCUAGAUCUGAGGUCCUCUCGCGGAAAACGAAAAUAUUCAUUUUUUUAUCUGCAUCUCUAUCGCUCGAAUGGGUGAUAGAGACAGAUAAAGAAAUUUCUAUUUUCGUUAUUCGCGGUAGGACCACUGAACGCAACUUAUUGUUUAUAAAUUGACAUGUACAUAUUUGUGCAGCAUUAUGUUGUAUUUUCUCGCUUGCAUAUUAGUACCUCUCAUUAUAGUCUACAAAGAGGGAUUACUGUGCGUCAAGAUAGAAAAUACAACUAUGAGGCCUCAGAGCUAAAUACUACUGUCUCUCUCUAACAGUAAGAGUAACUGUCGCUCUUCUAACACGUUGCGGAGACGGCGGCGCGCCGCUCCUGUUGAAGUAUUUUAUGCAGCAAUUUAUUUUCCUGACGAAACAUUUUGUAAUCUAAUAAAUGAUGGCUAUUUUUCUGAUGUUUUAUUUUUGUGACGGCGAAUGAUUUUGUACGGUUCGCACCCUGAUGCGACACCAAAACGUGACGCACACGCUAACAUGAUUUUCCCUAACUGGCAAAUUAAAUUUUAGUUAUUACACCUUGGAUGAAGCACAAGGUAAUCAUUAGAAUAACAUAGUGAGCAGAUAUUUUAUGACACGAUUUAGAAAUCUUAAAUAAAUCGGUUAGAGCUAAAAAAAAGUGGGCGACUUGACUGUGGCGUCACACAAGAGGCAGGUGCCCCCUCCCCACGGCCUUCAGCCACAGCAACUGCCCCUCACCCCCUCCUCCCUAGCCCAUCAGCUGGCGACGCCUUUGUACUCCGCCAUGUUUUGUGGCAACUGUCUCUCUCAUUCUUGCCACGAGCAGGCAAGUGCGAAUGAAAAGUUUUACGACCCCAGUCAUCAGGUUUGCGUAUACUAUAACUAUGCUUAAUAGUUACCCCAAUGCCUUACUAUCCCUGUUACUGAAUCCAAGCGUCUGGCAGCUGUUCAUUAGUGAACGUCAAAGAAUUGAUUAAAAGAUGCUAGUUGUAGUGCUCUAGGGUUUGAUACAGUAUAAAGAGGAAUUACUUAUUUAAUUCGAACGGAACACUGCCAGGCGUUUCUGUGGGGGCUUUUGUACAUAAACCUCCUUUGUACAAUAUAAUUUCUUUGUAUAAAAGCCCUACAUAUGACACUGACAGUUUGUCAAAAGUGCACAUACAUUUCGCCAUAUUUUCAAUCGAAUCAUGUUGAGGUUAUUGUUAUUGAUGGUAUGCGUGAGCCAGGCGCGUGGCGAAGGCGACGCCAUUCUGGAGCCGUUGCUCCUGGGGGGAGCCAUGCCGGCGGCGGUGUGCUCGGGGGCGGCGGGGGAGGGCUGCGCGGGCGCGGUGUGGGCGCGCCACUGGCUGCUGGCGCGCGCCUCGUGCCUGGCGCGCGCGCGCCUGGCCCGCGCGCCCGUGCUGCUGCUGCAGCGGCCUGAGGAAUGCCGAGCCUACAAUGGUUCCGAACCCCCCGGCCUGCAAGCGCUAGUCAGCUUCAUGCACCCCGGCUACUCUCUGCCCGCAUUCGACGACUACGAAGAGCCGACCAGGCCAAACCCGCUGGAUGCUGCUUUGGUGCUCCUGUCUGCGCCCGCGCCGCCUACGAGCGCUGACAACCAUUCGGCUACCAUUGCUCUGCUACCGCACCUAAGUUCGUGGCUGCGCUACGUGCCGCUGCGCGUGUCCUCCCCGCGCGCGCACACCCCGCUGUUCCCCCUGCGCCUGGCGCUCGCCACCGUGGUGGCGCCCUUCACUGGGCUGCUGCUCACCUUCUUGCUGCUACUGCGAUGGCCAGAGCAGACCGUUAAGGAGGCGCUGGUGGAAUAUGAAGAACUGGAUGAUGAGGCUGAGGCUUAACAUAAUAAUUGCUACUUUUUAACUGUUAAUUGAUGGGAUAAUAAACGAAAACUUGUUUAGCAUGUCUUGACCAAUUUUUA